[Candida] anglica is the source of this 3810-nucleotide messenger RNA. Lineage: Eukaryota; Fungi; Ascomycota; Pichiomycetes; Serinales; Debaryomycetaceae. The record is from the annotation of a GenBank genome assembly.
CGGAACUAAAGAAUCGGUUAUCAAUCUAAUCUCUUAUCUAUUGUAGAAAUUAUUUAGAAUUUUAGUAUUGAGAAGGAAAUAAAAAUAAAAGUGUGGUUAAUCCGUGCCAAGGGUUAAAAAGUGCUGCCAAUUUUUGACCGGAAUUCUAUUCUUGGCCUUCUUGGCUGCGACCGGAAUUGAAAAUUUCGGCAAUAUUAAGUUUGCAACACAACAGCAAAGACGUACAUGGUAAGAAAUAUUGUGAUGCAUUGAAUAUCAAAGUUGCGCCAUUGACCGAUGUCAGGUUUAUUUAAGAAGACUGAAUCCCCCCCCCCCGCAUUCUGAAUCAUUUUUAACUUUUCUACUUAUAAGAAUAAAAGAAUUAUAGACAUCUUUCAUUCAUUACUAUUAACUUCUAAAUUCAGAUUGAUACAUAGUACAUUGAAUAGCUUUAUAUUUACACAGUAGAGUUUUAAAACAAAGAAAGAGAAGCCAAAUUAAAGAAUAUCUCAUGACUAGUUCGAGCAACUCAACUAUCCAUUCAAAUAAGAAGGAUGUAGUUCAGACUUCAGCUAAAAGUGAUGAUUCAGUUUCGGUACAAGAAAAGAGACAAAAUAACUCAGAACAAGGAGUCCUUCCAUAUAGACUUACCAUUAAAGAAUGUCUUCAAACAUUUAAUACUGAUGCUUCUAAUGGAUUAACUAGUUCUAAAGCCAAAGAGUUACUUGGUGUUUACGGUGGGAACUCUUUAGGAGAUGGUGAUAGCAUUUCAUACACUAAAAUUAUUGCACAUCAAGUUUUCAAUGCAAUGAUUUUAGUUCUUAUUAUCUCCAUGAUUAUCGCAUUAGCCAUUAAAGAUUGGAUUUCUGGUGGUGUCAUUGCAUUUGUUGUAUUCAUUAACAUUUCUGUUGGAUUCGUUCAAGAAUACAAGGCUGAAAAGACUAUGGGUUCAUUAAGAUCAUUAAGUUCUCCUACAGCUAGAGUUACCAGAGAUGGUGAUGAUGUCACCAUUCCAGCUGAAGAAGUUGUACCAGGUGAUAUUGUUCAUAUUAAGGUUGGUGACACCAUUCCUGCUGAUUUGAGAUUAAUUGACAGUAUGAACUUGGAAACUGAUGAAGCUUUAUUAACUGGUGAAUCUUUACCAGUUGCUAAGGUCCAUGAAGAUGUUUACAAAGAUCAUUCUGUUCCUAUCCCAGUUGGUGAUAGAUUGAAUCUUGCUUAUAGUAGUUCGGUUGUUUCUAAAGGUAGAGCUUCGGGAAUUGUUAUUGCCACUAGUUUAGAAACUGAGAUCGGAAAAAUUGCAAAAUCUCUCAGAGGUAAUGAUUCUAUUAUUAGAAAAGUUGAUAAAUCUGGUGAUAGAAAACCUAAGAAGAGAGAAUACUCUAGAGCUGCAUUUGGUACUGUGAAGGAUAUUAUUUGUAAUAUUUUAGGAACAAAUGUUGGUACUCCAUUGCAAAGAAAAUUGGCCUGGUUAGCUAUUUUCUUGUUUUUCGUUGCAGUUAUCUUUGCAAUUGUUGUCAUGGCCUCUCAAAAGAUGAGAGUUAAUAAGGAGGUUGCUAUAUAUGCUAUUUGUGUAGCAUUGUCCAUGAUUCCUUCUGCUUUGAUUGUUGUCUUGACAAUUACCAUGGCUGUUGGCGCCCAAGUUAUGGUUAUGAAGAAUGUUAUUGUUAGAAAGUUGGAUUCUUUAGAAGCUUUGGGAGGUAUCAAUGACAUUUGUUCCGAUAAGACUGGUACUUUGACUCAGGGUAAGAUGAUUGCCAAGAAAGUUUGGAUCCCAACUGUUGGAACUUAUUCCGUUGAAAACUCAAAUGAGCCAUUUAACCCUACUGUUGGUGACUUAGCAUACGCUCCACACUCUCCAUUGUUCAUCAAGGAAACUGAUGAAGAAAUUGACUUCACUUCAAGAGUUCCAAACCCAAUUCCAGAUAACUUUUCAAAAUGGUUGUAUACUGCAACUUUAGCUAAUAUUGCAACCAUUAACCAAGCUAAGGAUGAAGAAACUGGAGAACUUGUAUGGAAGGCUCAUGGUGAUGCCACAGAAAUUGCCAUUCAAGUUUUCACCACUAGAUUGGAUUUGUCUAGAGAGUCUAUUGCAUCUAACUAUGAUCAUUUGGCUGAGUUCCCCUUUGAUUCUUCCAUUAAAAGAAUGUCUGCGGUGUACAAGCACAAAGAAUCCAACACUACUACCGUUUAUACAAAAGGUGCUGUUGAGAGAGUAUUGGGAUGCUGUAAGAAUUGGUAUGGUGACGAAGAAGGUUCAUCGAGAGUCAUUCUGUUAACUGAAGAUGACAAAGCUAAAAUUGAAGAAAACAUGAAUGCCUUGUCAUCUCAAGGAUUGAGAGUAUUGGCAUUUGCUCAAAGAAGCUAUGACGAGUCAAGUGAAGAUAUUUCUGAUAGAGAAUCUAUUGAAACUGGAUUGACAUUUUUAGGUUUAGUUGGUAUUUACGAUCCACCAAGAAAUGAAACUGCUGGUUCGGUCAAGAAAUGUCAUAAAGCAGGAAUCAAUGUUCACAUGUUAACCGGUGAUCAUCCAGGAACUGCGAAGGCAAUUGCUCAAGAAGUUGGAAUCAUUCCACAUAACUUGUACCAUUAUAGUGAGGAUGUUGUUAAAGCCAUGUGCAUGACUGCAAAUGAAUUUGAUGCCUUGACUGAUGCUGAAAUUGAUCAAUUGCCAGUGUUGCCCUUGGUUAUCGCUAGAUGUGCUCCUCAAACCAAGGUUCGUAUGAUUGAAGCUUUACAUCGUAGAGAUAAGUUUGCUGCUAUGACUGGUGAUGGUGUCAAUGAUUCUCCUUCGUUAAAAAAGGCUGACGUUGGUAUUGCCAUGGGUCUUAAUGGUUCUGAUGUUGCUAAGGAUGCUUCUGAUAUUGUUUUGACUGAUGAUAAUUUUGCAUCAAUCUUGAAUGCUAUUGAAGAAGGUCGUCGUAUGUCUGCUAAUAUUCAAAAGUUCGUCUUACAAUUGUUGGCUGAAAAUGUUGCCCAAGCUUUAUACUUGAUGAUUGGUUUAGCCUUUAUGGAUGAUUCUGGAUACUCUGUUUUCCCCUUGUCUCCUGUUGAAGUUUUAUGGGUUCUUGUGGUUACUUCUUGUUUCCCUGCCAUGGGUUUGGGUCAAGAAAAGGCUGCAGACGAUAUUUUAACUCAACCUCCAAAUAGCACUAUUUUCACUUACGAAGUUAUCAUUGAUAUGUUAGCUUAUGGUUUGGUUAUGGCUGUCAGUUGUCUCUGUUGUUUUAUUGUUGUUGUGUACGGAAAUGGAGAUGGUAACCUUGGGCACGAUUGUAAUGCUUCGGAUAAUGCUACCUGUAACUUGGUAUUCAGAGGAAGAUCGGCAUCAUUUGCAACGAUGACAUGGUGUGCUCUUAUCUUAGCUUGGCAAUGUAUUCAUCCUACAAAUUCGCUUUUCUACAUGCGUCCAGAUCUGGAAAACCCUUGGUGGAGACAAACUGCAAUUGACUUGUGGGACAACCAAUUUCUUUUCUGGUCUAUUGUUGGUGGAUUCAUUUCUGUUUUCCCAGUAAUUUACAUUCCAGUCAUUAAUUCUAAGGUCUUUUUACACGCUCCUAUUGAUUGGGAAUGGGGUGUUGCUUUUGGAUUUUCCCUCUUGUUCUUAUUGGGAUGUGAAACUUGGAAAUGGGCCAAGAGAAUUUAUAAAAGAAGAGCUGCCAAGAAGGUUUCCAAUCCUGAAUAUGAAUUAGAAAGAAGUGAUCCUUUCCAAAGAUAUGCCUCCUUUUCCAGAAGUAACACCAUGGAUAAGCAAGACUUUCUCGUUUAAAAAAACAAACUUUAAUUCAAUACAAUAAAGUUCUUAUUGUAAUGUCACCUAUAGAUCUCGUU